GUUCGAACGUCACCUUUUCAUUACAAUAGGAUUGACCGUAGAAAAUUGACGGAUCCAGAAAUUUGUCAAGGGAGAAGAUGUUCGGUUUCUACAAACAGAAGUUGAAGAAUUGUGUCGGAUCCAAUCUCGCAUAAGGUAGAGACGUCGAUAUCACAGAUAUCAGACACAUAUCAGACAAUUCUAACCGACUCUAACCGUUACCGGCGAUUUACCCAUCACGUACAAAGGCACAUAUAUACGACGCGCGCGCGCGCGCGAAGAUGGCCGGGAAUUGGUCAAAUUUAAAUCGGCGCGGUUUUCAAUUGGUUGAAAAUUUGCUAUGUGCCUGGAGUCCACAUAUAAAGGACUUUGUAAAUCAAGGAGGCCUCGCAGACGCUGGUAAUCUUUCAUAUAGUCAACGCUAUCAUCUUUCUACCACGUGUUGCAUUCCGGAACGAAGCAUGGCAGCAAUACUCAAUAAAAGCAUUUGGGAGAGCGAUCCCGAGCUUUUCGACUUGAUAAAGAAGGAGAAGAAACGGCAGGAAUCUGGGCUGGAACUGAUAGCGAGUGAAAACUUCACAUCUCUCAGUGUAUUGCAGUGUAUGAGUUCAUGUUUACAUAAUAAAUACAGCGAAGGAUUGCCUGGUCAAAGAUACUACGGUGGAAAUGAAUUCAUCGAUGAAAUCGAAUUGCUGGCGCAGAAACGUGCCUUAAAAGCCUUUAAUUUAGAUCCUGAGCAAUGGGGUUGCAACGUACAACCCUAUUCGGGAAGUCCAGCGAAUUUUGCAGUGUACACUGGCCUAUUGGAACCUCAUGAACGAAUAAUGGGCUUAGAUUUACCCGAUGGUGGUCAUCUUACUCACGGUUUCUUCACGGCAAACAAGAAAAUCUCCGCUACCUCCAUCUUCUUCGAAUCGAUGCCGUACAAAGUUGAUCCUGCGAGUGGCUUGAUCGACUACGAUGAACUGGCGAAACAUGCCAGAUUAUUUAAGCCGAAAGUCAUCAUCGCUGGAGUCUCUUGCUACAGUAGAUGUCUGAACUACAAACGUUUCCGUGAAAUUGCUGAUGAAAAUAACGCUUAUCUUUUUAGCGACAUGGCUCACGUCUCUGGAUUGGUCGCCACCAGAUUAAUACCCAGUCCUUUCGAAUUUAGUGAUGUUGUUUCGACAACUACACAUAAAACUUUACGAGGGCCGCGCGCUGGCGUUAUUUUCUUCCGAAAAGGCGUUCGAAGUUUCACGAAGGACGGCAAGAAGAUUAUGUAUGAUAUAGAGAGUAAAAUAAAUCAAGCAGUUUUUCCGGGUCUUCAAGGUGGUCCCCAUAAUCAUGCUAUCGCUGGUAUAGCUACAGCUAUGAAACAAGUGAAAACACCGGAAUUCUUCGAAUAUCAGAAGCAAAUAGUGCUUAACGCGAAGAGAUUGUGCGCCGGUUUGCAAGAGCGUGGUUAUAAAAUCAGUACCAAUGGCACGGAUGUCCAUAUGCUGUUGAUAGAUCUACGAUCCUCGGGGAUAACUGGCUCGAAAGCAGAAAAGAUUUUGGAAGACAUUUCUAUCGCCUGUAAUAAAAAUACUGUUCCCGGUGACAAAAGUGCAUUGAAUCCUAGUGGUAUCCGUUUAGGAACGCCUGCAAUCACCACUCGCGGCUUAAUCGAGAAGGACAUCGACAAAGUUGUCGACUUUAUAGACAGAGGAUUGAAACUUUCUAAGGAAGUAACUGCUAUCUCCGGACCGAAACUAGUUGAUUUCAAGAAAAUAUUAAGUACCGAUGAAAAUAUUAAAACAAAGAUUGCAGCUCUAAAAGAGGAAGUGGAAAUUUUCUCAAGGCAAUUUUCGAUCCCUGGUCAUGAAACUUAUUAAGCAUUGUGAAACAUACAAGUUCAACAGUUCAGUCAGAAAUCAGAGAAUGAAAAUAAUGUUACUUCAGUCAAUUUUAAUCUCUUUAGAUCGAUACAUUUUUAGAGAAUAUAUAAUAUUUACGAAUAUAAUAUUUCAUAUAAAUGUAUAUAGAUAUAUGAUUUUUUAAUUUUCGUAUAGAAACUAUGUAUGAAAACAAAUUAUGUAUUUUAUGAUUCAAUAAUUUUUUCAAAAAUAUCAAUACUAUAAUUACUAUGAUCCCAAAAUACAGAAUUGGUAUUAAAAUAAAAA
Molecule: messenger RNA, 2123 nt
Organism: Atta colombica
Lineage: Eukaryota; Metazoa; Arthropoda; Insecta; Hymenoptera; Formicidae
Gene: Shmt
Product: serine hydroxymethyltransferase, cytosolic
Exons: 8
Coding region: 261-1835 (524 amino acids)
Biological process (GO): purine nucleobase biosynthetic process; protein homotetramerization; L-serine catabolic process
Cellular component (GO): cytosol; cytoplasm; nucleus
Molecular function (GO): protein homodimerization activity; pyridoxal phosphate binding; glycine hydroxymethyltransferase activity
Source: RefSeq, a predicted model, not a curated record